CCUCCGUGCGCCCUGCGUUCAGCGACGAGCGUACACGGCAGAGCGGGGAGAGACGGACCAGACUGCACCAUGACUGCACCCAGCAACACCUACGAUGUUAUAGUGGUCGGCGGAGGCAUAUCGGGGUUGAGUGCAGCAAAGCUGUUGAAAGCCAGCGGACUGAGCCCUGUAGUCCUGGAGGCCAGAGAUCGAGUUGGUGGUCGUACCUUCACUGUGCGGAAUAAGGAGACAAAGUGGGUUGAUCUGGGCGGGGCUUACAUUGGUCCGACUCAGAACCGCAUCCUCCGAUUGGCCAAAGAGUACGGAAUAAAGACCUACAAAGUCAACGAGCAGGAGAAACUGGUGCAUUAUGUCAAUGGAAAGUCUUACCCGUUCAAAGGCUCCUUCCCCCCCAUGUGGAACCCCAUCGUCUUGUUGGACUUCAACAACCUCUGGAGGACAAUGGACGAGAUGGGCAAGGAGAUCCCCAGAGAGGCUCCCUGGAGAGCUCCCCAUGCUGAGGAGUGGGACAAGAUGACCAUGCAACAGCUCUUUGAGAAGAUCUGCUGGACCAGUACUGUCCGCCGCUUUGCCACACUGUUUGUCAAUGUGAACGUGACCUCUGAACCCCAUGAGGUGUCCGCUCUCUGGUUCCUCUGGUAUGUUAAACAGUGUGGGGGAACCAUGAGGAUCUUCUCCACCACUAACGGAGGACAGGAGAGGAAGUUCGUAGGUGGCUCCAGUCAGAUCAGUGAGUGCAUGGCCAAAGAGCUGGGCGACCGCGUGAAACUGCAGUCCCCGGUCUACAGGAUCGACCAGAGCGGAGACAUGGUGGAGGUGGAGACGGUGGACAAACAGAUCUAUAUGGCCAAGUACGUGAUCGUGGCCACCCCUCCUAGCCUGAAUCUGAAGAUGCACUUUAACCCUGAGCUGCCCCCGCUGAGGAACCAGCUGAUCAACCGCGUCCCCAUGGGCUCUGUCAUCAAGUGCAUGGUCUACUACAAAGAGAACUUCUGGAGGAAAAAGGGUUACUGUGGCAGCAUGGUGAUCGAGGAGGAAGGGGCUCCCAUUGGUCUGACGCUGGAUGACACAAAGCCUGAUGGGACUGUACCUGCCAUUAUGGGAUUCAUCCUCGCCCGCAAAUGCAGAAAGCUAUCAGAGCUGACCAAAGAAGAGAGGUUGAGGAAGAUCUGUGAGGUCUACUCCAGAGUGCUGGGCUCAGAGGAGGCUCUGCAUCCGGUGCAUUAUGAGGAGAAGAACUGGUGUGAAGAGCAGUACUCUGGGGGCUGCUACACAGCAUAUUUCCCCCCAGGAAUCCUUACCCAGUAUGGCAAGGUGCUGAGGGAGCCAGUAGGCAAGUUGUACUUUGCGGGCACAGAGACGGCCACAGAAUGGAGUGGCUACAUGGAAGGAGCGGUGCAGGCUGGAGAGAGGGCGGCCAGAGAGAUCAUGUGUGCGAUGGGUAAAAUCCAACCGAAUCAGAUCUAUCAGAAUGAGCCUGAGUCUCUGGAAGUCCCAGCACUCCCCUUUGUCACCAGCUUCUGGGAGAGAAAUGUGCCUUCAGUGGGUGGUCUCCUGAAACUGAUGGGAGUCUCCACCUUCCUGUGUGUUGCCACCGCAGCCGGCCUGGUGGCCUGCAAGAAGGGCCUCCUGCACCGGUGUUAAACUGCCCACACCGUCAUAUCUCUCCUCUGCGUCUUAAGUGGGCACAUCUCAAUAGACACUGUACUUGUGUACUUCUAGUGCACUACUUUAUGGCCUAAACUACAAAGUAGUGAACUAUAUAGAGUAUAGUAUACUGUUUGAGACUCACCCUGCUAUAAGAAAGACUGUUCAGCUCAAACUAAACACUAAUGCACCAUCACCCAGUGCACUGCUCGUGAAAGAGAGAGAGAAAUAAAUGCAGUAAUGGCCUAAUUAGAAGUUGAGAGAGGUUGGUUUGAUAGGAAUGAAGAAGACCUAACUACAGUUUAAAUACUGAAGUUUUAACAGAUUAAGUUUCAGAUUGUAAAAAUUAAAGAAAAAGAUCAGAAUCAGUUCUUAAAAGGAUAUAUAUAUAUAUCAACAUUAUAUACUGUAUAUGACCAUUAACAUUCCAUUCAUUGCCAAUGAAAUUCACAACUUUGAUUACAUGAGUUUCUUAACCCUCCUGUUGUAUUCGUUUCAUGUUAAUUAAUUCUGUGUUCCCGGUCCAAAAUGACCGCCCCUUUAUAGCUGAUUAUAAAUCUAUAAUCCAUUAGAUCUUUUUAUCAACUGAAGGUUUUUUUUUGAACAUUACAAGUUUUGAACUUCUAUUUGCUAUUAAAGGCCUUAUUGACCUGAGCUCAUACAACUUGCUUUUUAGUAAAAAAACAAAAAAAGCAUGUAUGGAUUAUUUUGACUUGGAAGCCAAGAAGGGAAGUGUGUGUGUGUGUGUGUGUGUGUGUGUGUGUGUGUGUGUGUGUGUGUGUGUGUGUGUGCUCAAACACACAUGCAGGUCUGUGAGCAGGUCCAUCUGAUGAAUGGGCAUUUGCCUGAACUCAGUUUUAUACACCAGUUGUAGUCUCACCCAUUCAUUUCUAAUGACAAGUCAUUUUUGAGCGGGAACACCACUAUAUAAAAAAGUUAAAUGAAACACCCAAAAUUUAAUGAAAAUUAUCAAACAUUAUUUUGUGUGUUUAGAUGCCCUGUGUCAUGACACCUUAUGACAAUCAGAUUAAAUUAAUUACAUUUUUCAGAGAGAAAACUUGUAAAUCGGUCCAAUUCGACCAGAACACAACAGAAGGGUUAAGUCAUCAUGCUUACUGUGUAUGUAUGAGCUUUGUUUGUAUGUAUGCGCACAUACUUUGGUGAGCAUGCAUUUGUAUGUGAGUGAGUGAGUGAGUGUGUGUGUGUGUGUAUCCACUGUGUCUAAUUACCUCUGCUGAUUUUAGGUGCUGAUUUAUUCUGGGCAAGCAGCUGUAGCUGUUUGAUGAGAUCCAGUAAUAUCAGAAGAGAAUAGUUGUGCCAUUGCCCAUUACAAAAUUACAGAGGAGGAUGAAGGGUAAGUCUGGUGAUAUCUAGUAUUUUCUUAUUGUCAACAAAUCCCAUGAAAAGGCUAAAAGCAAUGAACUGAUCCCACAACAAGUGUUGCCUGUGUAACCAAAGCCUGAAAUAACUUCAUUUGUGCCAUAGAGCUCCAUUGUGUCACACAUUGGUGAGCCACACUGGACAACAUGUUCCCUCAUUGUGAUGAAAAUGGGCACUGUAGUUUAUUCUAAGUUAAUCCCACUAAGUGAUACAAGAAAAUAUGUAUUAAUCUGCAAUGGAAACACUCUUGUUCUAAGACAGAGUUGAAAAAUUGUGAACUUAUCCUUUAAAGAAAGGUGGAAUUGGUUUUUGGAAUCUGUGCUUAUUCGCCCCCAGCAGCCGAUCCAACUGUACAGACAUUGACUGUAACUAGCUAGCCAGCUAGCGAAGCACACACAAGUGUGUUUAUACGACAGCCCAGACUCUUAGUGAUCUCAGAACUCACCGGGAAAUCCAGCUUUUUGUCUUUUCCAGGAUUUUCUCAUUUUCUUUCUUGUCUUGUUACAUUAAUGAAGUAUAUAUUUGUGACCCAUUUUUAAAGAUCUUCAUUAGGAGCAAACAGGGUAGGGAAGUUGGAAAUUAUUAACACACUAAUUCAUCGUUAGUUUUCAUGGGAUUUGUUGACAAUAAGAAAAAAUCAUAUAAAGAAUGAGAAUGAUAUGGCCAGCCUUAUCCUUUAAGGUAAAACCUGUAUUUAGGGGUAAUGUUGUGCUACUAAGCUGCUCUGUAUGGUUGUCAUGGUAAAUGUAAUGAAAGCAUUCGAAUGUAUUUUCUUCAGAUGAGAUAACACAUAAUAUUUGUUGCUGUUUUAUUAUAAUCAGAAUUUUGACAUCUAUAUUUUUUACUUUUUGUGAUUCAUGAUUUAGAUUAACACAAGGUUUAGUAUUGUACUUAACCAAAAAAACAUAUAUACAAACUUUUUUUUUUUUUUUUAAAGCCCAAAACUUGUCAUCAACCACAUUUGUAAACCUGUGUGAAGUGGAAAGAUGUGACCAGCCUACAGUUCCUCUGUGAAGGCAUCCAACAAUUUAUUGACUUACCAAGUAAAAGUUUUAUUGCGUUAUUUACUUAAAGAGAAUCUAAUGAGUUUCAAUCACAGAAGAUGUAGCUUAUGUUUUAAAUGAAAUGUCUUAUUGCUUUUUUAAAUUGUUUUUCUUUGAGAAAAGAAAAUUGCCUCUUUUUGAGAUAAACUUUAAAAAACAGAUGAAUAAAUGAAGGAUUAUACCCAGAAAGGCUCCUGACAUUUGGAGAAACAAAUUCAUUCUUCACGUGAAAAAACACAGCUGACUACUUGCAGUAAAUGUUAAUUGUUGACCGUGUUGCAAGCACUUCUACACCAAUCUAUAAUGGUUUGUACUUUGAUGUUAGCAAUCAUUUGUCAGGGGAAAAGUCGUGUUUUUUGCAAAACAAUUAAAAUAGGAUUUCGGGUGGAUCUCUUCAGGUGGAUGUGAAGAAAACCAAUCAAUACAUGACUUUCUUCUGUUAGUGCAUCUGUUUUUCGAGGGCACUGCACUGUGUGUGCGGCUCUGUGUGCCCUCUGCCAGUCGUGCUGUUCCUGUCCCAAAGACGGGUGUGUGUUGUAAGUGUAGUAUCUGUCGUGCCUUAAUGGAAGUCGUAGUGUUUUUGUCAUUUCUCUCAAGUGCCUGUGUGACUCUGACACUCUUUGCCCUUGCUCCCCUCCCCCUCCCCUCCCCUCCUGCCUGCACUGGAGGUGAGAGGUCAGAUGGACCAAGUCGUUGGUUUAAGGCAUCUUUAGUAACUAUCAGUAUACAGGGACCAGCUUAACAACACCUUGUCCCUCCUAGUGUGUCCAAAACCUUUCAUUUUUAAACUUUCCCUGUAUUACCUGAGUUAUGUCCUCACUGUAAACUCAGGUAAAGCCGGGUAUGUAAACACAGUGUCAGCUGUGAAUAAUAGAGCUCAGACUGUUGGGUUGAUCAAACUACUUAUCUCCAGUGAAGCCAAGUUUGUGUGUGUUUUGUAUUGUGAUUGCAGUGCUUCACUGUGUCUCCCAUUGUGGCGGCCUCAUGUACCCCCUCUAGCUGCUUAACUUCACCCUCUCUCCACUGACCUUUGACCUUCCAAACCUCACCCCCAAGACCUACACGCUCAUCCCAGCACAUGCACUGGUUUUGCACUCUCCCCAAACAUGGGGGGUUCUGUAUUCAACAGAGAAGGAUUGGACAAUGGUGUCGCUCACAUUUUAACCCGUUUCUAAAAGUGUGCAUGUUUGCGGUUAUCCGACUUCAGUAAACGAGAAAAGCACACUCUGUCCGUCCUUCCUAACUACAAGCACCAAACCAUCAGCAGACAUAAUAUAUGGUUGUUCACUAUCUGAUCCUCACUGAUUGUUUUCUGGAGACCUGAGACUGUUCCAUCCCUCUUGUCCUUCUGUGCAUAUGAGCCUCCUUGACUAUUCCUGUGACCCAUUCUUUGAUGUCUUUAAUUCCUCAAACAAAGCUGGUGAUAUUUAAAAGAAAAAAUGUGAAAUAAAUCUUUUACUCGUCUUAAA
Messenger RNA from Thunnus maccoyii (southern bluefin tuna), 5539 nucleotides. It is a transcript of the gene maoa, whose product is annotated as monoamine oxidase. Bases 70 to 1644 code for a protein of 524 amino acids. Lineage: Eukaryota; Metazoa; Chordata; Actinopteri; Scombriformes; Scombridae. Gene Ontology annotation, molecular function: oxidoreductase activity. The record is from RefSeq and is a predicted model, not a curated record. The transcript is spliced from 15 exons.